Apaloderma vittatum (bar-tailed trogon) is the source of this 1214-nucleotide messenger RNA. RefSeq names its product matrix metallopeptidase 13 (collagenase 3) (gene MMP13). Gene Ontology annotation, biological process: collagen catabolic process; extracellular matrix organization; proteolysis. Gene Ontology annotation, molecular function: zinc ion binding; metalloendopeptidase activity. The annotation marks the transcript as partial. Lineage: Eukaryota; Metazoa; Chordata; Aves; Trogoniformes; Trogonidae. Gene Ontology annotation, cellular component: extracellular matrix. The record is from RefSeq and is a predicted model, not a curated record. The transcript has 8 exons.
AUGAUGCAAUCAAGGCUUUCAGCUGUCUUCUUUUUCUUGUUGAGUUUGUCAUUUUGCCUGACAAUCCCUAUUCCCCUUGAAGACAGCCAUGAAUUCACAGAGAAAGACCUUCAGUUUGCAGAGCGCUAUCUCAGGACUCACUAUGAUCUCCGUCCAAAUCCUGCGGGCAUAAUGAGGAAGCGUGCCAACACAGUGGCAUCUAAACUUCGAGAAAUGCAAGCUUUUUUUGGCUUGGAAGUGACAGGCAAAUUAGAUGAAGAAACAUAUGAGCUUAUGCAGAAACCAAGAUGUGGUGUUCCAGAUGUGGGGGAGUAUAACUUUUUCCCUAGAAAACUCAAAUGGUCAAAAACUAAUUUGACAUACAGAAUUAUGAAUUACACGACAGAUUUGAGACGUGCUGAAGUAGAUAGAGCUUUCAAAAAAGCAUUCAAAGUUUGGUCUGAUGUGACACCACUUAACUUCACCAGAAUACGAAGUGGUACAGCUGAUAUCAUGAUCUCCUUUGGCACUAAAGAACAUGGAGACUUUUACCCCUUUGAUGGACCCUCUGGAUUACUGGCUCAUGCUUUUCCCCCCGGUCCAGACUACGGAGGAGAUGCCCAUUUUGAUGAUGAUGAAGCUUGGUCAGAUGAUUCUAGAGGGUAUAACUUGUUUCUCGUUGCUGCCCACGAAUUUGGUCAUUCACUGGGACUUGAACACUCCAGAGAUCCUGGAGCUCUGAUGUUUCCAAUUUACACAUACACUGGAAAAAAUGGUUUUGUGCUUCCUGAUGAUGAUGUGCAAGGGAUCCAGGAGCUCUAUGGUGCUGGAGACAAAGAUCCGAACCCAAAACAUCCCAAAACACCAGAAAAAUGUGAUGCAAAUUUAUCACUUGAUGCAAUAACAGAACUUCGUGGAGAAAUGCUGGUCUUCAAGGACAGGUUUUUCUGGCGACUGCACCCUCAGAUGGUUGAGGCAGAACUGGUAUUACUUAAGUCCUUUUGGCCAGAGCUUCCAAAUAAAAUAGAUGCAGCUUAUGAAAAUCCCAUCAAAGAUCUUGUAUUCAUGUUUAAGGGAAAGAAAGUCUGGGCUUUGAAUGGUUAUGACAUAGUUGAAGACUUUCCUAAAAAGAUAUAUGAAAUGGGAUUUCCAAAAGAAAUGAAAAGAAUAGAUGCAGCUGUCCAUAUUAAAGACACUGGAAAAACUCUCUUUUUUACUGGAAAUAAGUACUGGAG